Molecule: messenger RNA, 330 nt
Organism: Ostreococcus lucimarinus CCE9901
Lineage: Eukaryota; Viridiplantae; Chlorophyta; Mamiellophyceae; Mamiellales; Bathycoccaceae
Gene: RPL35a
Product: Ribosomal protein L35a, component of cytosolic 80S ribosome and 60S large subunit
Exons: 2
Coding region: 1-330 (109 amino acids)
Biological process (GO): cytoplasmic translation; ribosomal large subunit biogenesis
Cellular component (GO): ribosome; cytosolic large ribosomal subunit
Molecular function (GO): structural constituent of ribosome
Source: RefSeq, a predicted model, not a curated record
AUGGCCAAGGGUGAACCGACGAGAUUGUAUGUGCGAGGGUUGAUUUUGGGGUACAAGCGCGCGCGCACGAACCAAUACAACCACACGUCGCUCAUUAAGCUCGAGGGCGUGUCUGACGCCCCGUCGACGGCGUUCUACGGUGGUAAGAAGUUGUGCUAUGUGUACAAGGCGAAGACGAAGAAGCAAGGGACGGCGUACCGCACGAUUUGGGGCAAGGUGAUGCGGGCGCACGGAACGAGCGGCGUCGUUCGCGCGAAGUUCAAGUCGCAUUUGCCGUCGAACUCCAUCGGUGGUAAGGUGCGAUGCAUGCUUUACCCGUCGAACAUUUAA